Messenger RNA from Oppiella nova, 1484 nucleotides. The record is from the annotation of a GenBank genome assembly. Lineage: Eukaryota; Metazoa; Arthropoda; Arachnida; Sarcoptiformes; Oppiidae.
AUGCAUCGUAAUCCGGGCCACAUUAACGUUGCCGACAAAAAUUUGGAUACUAAUAAUGUUUGUCCAGACGGUUUGGACGAAACAGUAACGGAUGUUAUUCGUUGUAAGUGCGAAGGAAUUUACAAAUUGGAUCCUGCUACAAAUACAUGCGUACUAAAACCUGUAUGUAGCGAGGGCGCACCGGGCUACAUUGACUGUAAAUCAAGAAAUGCCUACUGUUACUACGAAAAAGUGGACGGCACAAAUAACGAGCUUGAAUAUAAUUGCACAUGCCGGGAUGGUACCGAAGAAAUCAGCGAUGGUAGUCAUCGAUGUGUCAAUAAGUGUGACAUUGAUUACGAUGAUAAUGGUAUAACGGGAAAUGUGAAAUGUCGAUCGCGCAACGCACUAGGGUGCAAUCCAUUAAGAUUAAUAGAAAUUGCCACUGUAGAUUAUUGCGACUGUGAUAUAGGGUACACGUGGGACUCGAAAGAUAAAAUGUGCUUGGUAGCGGCAAAAUCGGGUACAUUUACGUUGACAUUUAAGCCCAUAACCAAAAUGGACGAGGGAUUAGAGAAAGUUAAAAAUGUGUUUACCAUUGAUGAUCGCGCUCAGUUGAACGCCAUGUUUAAAUACGUCGGAAUAUCAGGUUCAUUUCAGACGGAAUACAACAGUGCUGUCAAACAGAAUCAAAUUGUACGCGAUGCUAUUAGCGUGGAAUAUAGGAAUCGUACCGCGGCCAAUUUUAUCACUAACCAAUUAAGCAAAUUUCUAGUUACUGAUGUAGACAACGCUAUGGUUACACAGUGUGAACUGGUACAAUCAGAAUCGUACGGUUGCGAAUCGAAUAAAUCUGUAUGUGAUUUGUGGUCGGACUGUAUACCUGACACCGAUCCCUCACUGUAUAAAUGCGUAUGUAACCCGGCAUAUUUUACUGCAACUGGUUCCCAAGAAGUACCUACCUCGGAUAAUACAAAAUCAAUUUACAAGGAAAAAUGCGCAAGUACACUAUGCGACGAUUGCCAUAAGAUAUCCGAUGCCCAAUGCAUACAGGCGCUACCAGUGUACGACACUGACAAACAAACAUGGACAGCAAAUGUUAGUUGCGCGUGCGAGGAUCAAUUUAAAAUUGAGGGCCAUAAAUGUGUCGGUGUUUGCGACGGUAUUCAGUGUAAUGAAGGUAAGAGUGCGGUCGCCUGCAAGUGCAAUGAGGGCUGGUAUGGUGACAAUUGCGACAAAAAGAUAUCGGUGUCCGACGAGCCGGCACUGGGAGGUUGGAUCGCCGGGGUUAGCGUAUUAGCCGUGGUGUGCAUUAUGUUGGUGGUGGUGGCUUUUAUUUUCUAUAAAAAGUACGUUGAUCAGUAUAUGUCUAAGAAAGUGAAACACAGAGACAAUAAUAGUGUCCAACAAAUGAACGACUAUUCAAACACAUCAUACAGAGUGGGCCAACACAAUGGCAAUAAUAACGACGGCUUUAAUCGAGAUUAGUAAUGCACCCUCGUCAU